Molecule: messenger RNA, 2919 nt
Organism: Parnassius apollo (apollo)
Lineage: Eukaryota; Metazoa; Arthropoda; Insecta; Lepidoptera; Papilionidae
Source: the annotation of a GenBank genome assembly
AUGAAAAGACAAUUUGCAUUGACGACACGAAAUCCUCGCGAGUUCAACGGACUGCGGGGAAUUAAUCUGUGCAGAAUGAGAGGGACAAAGGUUUUUUUCCUGAUCUUAUUUAUUGGACAUCUCUCUGCGUUACCAGACACUAUUAGAAUAGGUGGCUUAUUUCACCCAGAAGACGAUAAGCAAGAAGUAGCAUUUCGUUACGCAGUGGAGCGAGUAAAUGCAGACAGAGCCGUUUUACCAAGAGCUAAGUUGCUAGCACAAGUAGAAACUAUAUCGCCCCAGGAUAGCUUCCACGCUUCCAAACGAGUAUGCCACCUUCUACGAAGCGGCGUGGCAGCAAUUUUCGGACCGCAAUCAGCUCCUGCCGCGGCUCACGUACAAUCUAUUUGUGAUACGAUGGAGCUGCCCCACUUAGAGACUAGAUGGGACUAUCGCACGCGUCGAGAAUCGUGCCUUGUCAACUUAUAUCCACAUCCCGCCGCUCUCAGCAGAGCGUAUGUUGACCUCGUCAGAGCAUGGGGAUGGAAAUCAUUUACAAUUAUAUACGAAAAUAGUGAUGGGCUUGUGAGGCUUCAAGAACUUCUCAAAGCUCAUGGACCAUCAGAGUUGCCGGUAGCAGUUAGACAACUGCCGGAUUCUCAUGACUAUAGGCCACUACUGAAACAAAUUAAAAACUCUGCAGAAUCACACAUUGUUCUCGAUUGCACAACUGAGAGAAUAAGGGAUGUACUCCAACAAGCUCAGCAGAUUGGCAUGAUGUCAGAUUAUCACAGUUACUUGAUAACAUCUCUGGACCUUCAUAGCGUUGACUUAGAAGAAUUUAAAUAUGGAGGUACAAAUAUAACUGCCUUAAGAUUACUCGACCCCGAGAGAUCUGAUGUACAAAGAGUGGUACGAGACUGGGUAUACGAUGAGGCUAGGAAGGGUCGUAAACUACAAUUAGGUCACACUUCUGCUAAGGAAAACAUGACCUUCAUUAAAACGGAAACAGCCCUCAUGUAUGAUGCUGUACAUUUAUUCGCAAAAGCUUUACAUGAUCUUGAUACAUCCCAACAAAUCGACGUGAAACCUUUAUCUUGCGAUGCUGAAGAUACCUGGCCACAUGGGUACAGUCUUAUUAAUUAUAUGAAGAUCGUUGAAAUGAAAGGUCUAACAGGUGUUAUAAAGUUUGAUCACCAAGGAUUUAGAAGCGAUUUCACACUUGACAUAAUUGAAUUAACAAGGGAUGGCUUACAAAAGGCGGGAAUGUGGAAUUCCUCGGAGGGUGUCAAUUACACAAGAUCUUUCGGCGACAACCAGAAGCAAAUUGUAGAAAUCCUACAAAAUAAAACGCUUAUCGUGACAACGAUUUUGAGUGCGCCAUAUUGUAUGAGAAAAGAGGCUAGUGAAAAACUAAUAGGCAAUGCGCAGUUUGAAGGUUACGCUAUUGACUUGAUUCAUGAAAUAUCAAAAGUACUAGGCUUCAAUUACACGUUCAAAUUAGCUCCUGAUGGUCGAUAUGGAUCGUAUAACAGGGAAACCAAAGAGUGGGAUGGUAUGAUAAGGGAAUUAUUAGAACAAAGAGCGGAUGUCGCAAUAGCUGAUCUAACUAUAACAUAUGACCGGGAACAAGUGGUCGACUUCACGAUGCCUUUCAUGAAUCUCGGCAUUUCGGUCUUAUACCGGAAACCCAUAAAACAACCGCCAAACUUAUUUUCCUUUCUGUCACCGCUUUCCCUUGACGUUUGGAUUUAUAUGGCUACCGCAUAUUUGGGAGUCUCAGUACUUCUAUUUAUCCUCGCUAGGUUCACUCCUUAUGAAUGGCAUCCAUCACACUCACCGGACGGAGAAAAAUUGGAGAAUGUUUUCUCUUUGGCUAAUUGCUUGUGGUUCGCGAUCGGAUCACUAAUGCAGCAGAGUUGUGAUUUUUUGCCCAAGUUCAGCCCCUACGAGUGGGACAGCCCCAGGAACUGUAUUGACGAGCCACCUGUCCUGGAGAAUCAAUUCACUCUGUUGAACUCGCUGUGGUUCACUAUUGGAUCCUUGAUGCAGCAAGGUUCGGAUAUCGCACCGAAAGCUGUUUCUACGCGAAUGGUGGCAGGAAUGUGGUGGUUCUUCACUUUGAUUAUGAUAUCCUCUUACACUGCAAACCUGGCGGCGUUUCUGACUGUAGAACGAAUGGACUCACCUAUUGAAAGCGCUGAGGAUCUCGCUAAACAGACUAAAAUAAAAUAUGGAGCACUGAAAGGCGGUUCUACAGCUGCUUUCUUUAGGGACUCCAACUUUUCGACAUACCAAAGAAUGUGGUCAUUUAUGGAAUCAGCCAGACCCUCUGUAUUUACAAGUAGCAAUAAGGAAGGGGAGGAGAGGGUGAUGCGAGGCAAAGGCGCUUAUGCGUACUUAAUGGAGUCAACAACUAUCGAGUAUGUCGUUGAAAGAAACUGUGACCUAACACAAGUUGGUGGAAUGUUAGAUUCAAAAGGGUACGGAAUCGCAAUGCCACCGAAUUCUCCUUAUCGAACUGCUAUUAGCGGCGCUGUAUUGAAAUUACAAGAAGAAGGGAAAUUGCAUAUUUUAAAAACAAAAUGGUGGAAGGAAAAACGGGGUGGAGGCUCGUGCAGGGAUGAAACCUCAAAAUCGUCGUCAACGGCAAACGAACUGGGUCUCGCAAACGUGGGCGGCGUGUUUGUGGUACUUAUGGGUGGUAUGGGGGUAGCGUGCGUCAUAGCUGUCUGCGAAUUUGUUUGGAAAUCAAGGAAGGUUGCUGUGGAUGAACGGAAAGAAGAGGCUUCACUUUGUUCGGAAAUGGCUUCGGAGCUGCGAUCCGCGCUUAAAUGUCCGAGCAGCGCAGGAAGCGGCGGUGGUGCGACAGGCACCAGAGACGGGGCUGGUUCUCCAUACCUGCACUAUGGUUUUAGCACAAAAAGUCAACUACACUAG